GUCAAAGCAUUCGGAACUACAGAAACGAGAGACCAAGCACGGUAGAUCACCCGCCAUUAACUGACGAGAACGUGAAGAAUGGCGUCCAGGCAUAAGAAGCCGUUCAGCCAGAAGGCGAAGAAAGUACAGUUGCAGCAGAAGCGCUUAAGGAAAAAGGACGACGAUUGGGGUUGGGAUGACGCAGGCAACGCUAGGGCCGCUUCACCGACCCAGAGAAGUCGCGAUAGUGCAGACCGACCCCUAAGUGACUCGGACGCCUCCCACCAUGAAGAGGCGACCCUCGUCCAACCUCGGAACGUGGUAGACGCAGCCUAUGGCCACGGAGCCCUAGAGUCCGUAUUCGCCAAACUGCCACCGGAUGUCGUCGAGCGGAGGAAGAAGGAGAGCAUGCAGCCGCUGGAGCAUCUACCGGACACGUCUUUGGAAGUGUCAUUUGAGGAGCUGUAUUCCGCCGACGCUGUCAUUGACAUCCCGAAACGACCGAUAUGGUCGUACAAGGACUCGAGGUACCAGUUAGAAGUACGCGAGGAGGCAUACUUCAAGCAGUGGAUGGAAGGAGUGUAUUCGAAGCAUCGCUCGGAUGAGCUGUCGUAUUUUGAGCACAAUCUGGAUGUUUGGAGGCAGUUAUGGCGUGUUUGUGAGAUGUCCGACAUUCUGCUCUUCAUUGUUGACGUCCGCCAUCCCGUGCUACACUUUCCGCCUUCUCUGUAUGACUACGUGGUGAAGGACCUGAAGCGUAAGCUUGUCCUGGUCUUCAACAAGAUCGAUCUCGUCACAUCUGAAACUCUCGAAGCAUGGACAAUCUACUUCCGAGCCACAUUCCCGGAACUGAUUAUCGCUAGCUUCAGUUGCUAUUCGAAGAACGACUUUGUGAAGUCCGAUGCUCCCGAUGUCGUCCGACCAGCCAGCAAGCGCCGCGCAAAGCCAGCCGUCCGCGGUGUAGGUGUCCCCGAGGUUCUCCGCGCCUGCCGCGACGUGCACUUGAUCAAAAACCAAGCUGUCGUCAACUGGGACGCGCUCGUCGAACGUGCGGAGGUUGAGCAGCGACAGAAAGAUGAAGAGGAUCGGAUCCGGGAGCAGGAUAAGGGGGAGAAGAGGAGACGACAGAGGAUAGGUGAUGAUGUACCGCCGGAUGAUGAGUCGGUUGAUAGUGAAUCUGAGGAGGUUGAUGAGCAUGAUCGGUCGUCAGAAGCAGCGACGUCGGAUGUGACGCACGAGGGGUUCGAACCUCAUAAAGACUGGGUUACGAUCGGAUUCGUUGGUCAUCCGAACGUCGGAAAAUCCUCACUAAUCAACAGCCUAAUGGGCAAAAAAGUUGUCUCAACAUCUCGAACACCCGGGCAUACAAAGCACUUCCAAACCAUCCACCUCACCGCCAACGUCCGCUUCUGUGAUUGCCCCGGCCUCGUCUUCCCAGGAAUCAUCCCCAAACCAUUGCAAAUCCUCUCCGGCAUGUACCGAAUCUCGCAGGUCCAAGAACCCUACACCGCUAUCGCCUACCUCGCCGCGCGUAUGCCCCUGGAGAAGAUUCUCGCGUUACAGCAUCCGGACGCCGAGAAGGAUGACGAGGACCACGGUCAGCGUCCCGCGGCUACAUGGUCGGCUUGGCAGAUUUGUGAAGCUUUCGCGUACCAGCGUGGGUUCCUCACGGCGCGCACGUCCCGUCCGGAUGUCUACAGAGCGGCUAAUCUGAUUUUGAGGAUGUGCGUGGAUGGAAAGAUUCGGCUUGUUUUCAAGCCGAAAGGGUUUAAGGAGGGGUUGUGGAAUAGUAGCAAGCCUAGUGAUAGUGAUAGCUACGUAGUGCAAGAUGGGGAGGAUGCGUCGAGCGAGGAGGAGAGUGACGGGAGUGAGAGUGAUGGAAUUCAGGGUGGAGGUGCAUUUGAUUUGCUAGCUGAUCUGGAGAUUUAGGGAUGUAGGAGGGGCGGGGAUCAUGGUCUACAUUGUACUGUAUAUAUAUCACACACUGUAACUACAUCACUAAUGCAUUGACUCUAUCAUCAACAGAGAGUCGCGCCCUACGCCCGUGAAUUGUUACGCCUCUCGACUA
Messenger RNA from Fimicolochytrium jonesii, 2047 nucleotides. RefSeq lists its product as uncharacterized. The transcript has 9 exons. Gene Ontology annotation, molecular function: GTPase activity; GTP binding. Bases 79 to 1908 code for a protein of 609 amino acids. Lineage: Eukaryota; Fungi; Chytridiomycota; Chytridiomycetes; Spizellomycetales; Powellomycetaceae. The record is from RefSeq and is a predicted model, not a curated record.